Cyprinodon variegatus (sheepshead minnow) is the source of this 628-nucleotide messenger RNA. Its product is annotated as sperm acrosome membrane-associated protein 4-like. The coding region runs from base 108 to 494 and encodes 128 amino acids. The record is from RefSeq and is a predicted model, not a curated record. Lineage: Eukaryota; Metazoa; Chordata; Actinopteri; Cyprinodontiformes; Cyprinodontidae. The transcript has 3 exons.
UUGUGUCUCAUUCUCAGUUGUGCCUUGCUUCACUUGAACCCACACAGCCUCGAAUCUAAACGUAGAAGCUGUUUGUUAUUACAGUGGUUAAUAUAAGCCUGGGAACAAUGACUCUUAUUUGGAAAGCAAUAAUUGGUCUCAGCGCCUUGAUCGUUGCAGCAAGCUGCUUGGACUGUCGCCAAUGUCCAGUUGGUGUAUUUGGAAGCUGCUUUUUUGGGGAUGACCUCACAUGUAGCAAUGGAACAGAGAGCUGUUAUACUGGAGAAGCACAGUUCAAUGCUACGGGGGCGGUGACCCUGCACACUAGGGGCUGCAUAGACUCGGACCUGUGUGGAGUGACCCUAACUGGAUUCCUGUUUGGUGCUGCUUACACCAGCACCUUUACUUGUUGCACAACAGACCUGUGCAACAGCGCCUCUUCUGUCCAGCUGUCUCUGACUGUGGCCCUUUGUGCUGCCAUCCUGUCAUCACUGUGGGGCUUCUGGGAAAUUUAGUCAGACAUGAUGUCCAUCAUUGCUCCAAGAUGAUUCUAACUAAUGCUGAGCCUGUGCUAUGAUCAUUUAUCCAUUAGAUAAAGGUAUAAAUAUACAAAUACGUUUAUUGCUGUAAAAAUCAAUAAAAGCUUUGA